AUGAUACAUGGUUUUAUUAGUAAUUAUACACAUAUCAAAUUUUUUCGUGUACAAAAGAACUUUUAUUCGAAUUCAUAUGAAUAUUUUCAAAGUCAAGAAUUAGAAAUGUUUAACUAUUUGUCUGAAACAUUAUCGUCUAUUGAUACGUCAACAAUAACUGAAAAUAAAAGAAAAUUAGCUGUUAAUAAAGAUACAUGGAAAAUUUUUAUAAAGUUUUUAACAAUGGAUUUUGGCUAUUAUGAUUAUGAUGGAUUACAAAUAGAACCUAAUGAUGAUUUACUUGCUGAUCGAUAUAUGAUAACAAAAAAAUUAGGAAAUCGUUACAAAUCAAUGGUUUAUUUAUUAGAAAAAAAUCAAGAUAACCAUUCAACUGAAGAUUCUCAGCAUUAUGUUAUGAAAAUAUUAAAAACAGAUACAGAUUCAGAAUAUUUAUUAAAUGAAGUUAAAAUAACAAAAAUAUUAAAAAGAUUUAAUAAUUCAAACAAAUUUUAUUUAUUUUUUCAAAAUAUUAUUGAUCGACCAUCUUCAAGUAAGACAUUUGUCUAUUGA
Messenger RNA from Rotaria sp. Silwood1, 549 nucleotides. Lineage: Eukaryota; Metazoa; Rotifera; Eurotatoria; Philodinida; Philodinidae. The record is from the annotation of a GenBank genome assembly.